Molecule: messenger RNA, 1238 nt
Organism: Branchiostoma floridae (Florida lancelet)
Lineage: Eukaryota; Metazoa; Chordata; Leptocardii; Amphioxiformes; Branchiostomatidae
Exons: 4
Coding region: 28-732 (234 amino acids)
Source: RefSeq, a predicted model, not a curated record
AGUCUUUUUAACGUCGUCAUCGUUACAAUGCUGCUUUUCUUGCCGGAAAUAUCAUCAACUCCACUUCCGGAACCGUUCCCAUCCUCAACAGCCUCUUCAGUGAUGACGUCGAAUGACGUCACUUCCCAGGUACCCUUGCAGCUCCAAUCAGUGAAGUCUACUGCGCAUGCGGACUCUGGGUUUCAGCAGUCCAAGGUUGAAGUUCUCGAUAAUGCCGUACAGAUCAGUAUACGACUAUUCACCAAAGUCAACGUCACAUUUGAGGAUUUCAAGAUCAGCAGGUUUGGCGACCCUGACUACAGCCAUCCAGGGGACGAGGUUCCCGGUCUCAUGCUGCCUGGCCCAUACAACGAUGGUUUCUUCGACAUGGACGAUGAAGCGCGCCUGUCCGCCAUCUACAGCAGCAUGUACGUGGCGCGGCGGUACCUGUACGAGAUGGAGUGGGACGCUGUGCUGGAGGAGGGGACCCACUCCAGCCUCGCUGCCAACCUCACCGCCUGUCGGCAUCAACUGCAAACGUUCAUAACAGCCAUCAAUGUCACGAUAGACGUGCUUGAUGUGCAACAUCCCGGCAGACCCUCCUACGUCAUGGAACCGGAUAUGCAGGACCCGCCCUCCGAGUACCUGCGUCAUAUCCGGGACUUCCUGGUACUGCGAGACUUCAGGGUUGCUGUCGAAAACAGCUACCAUCAUUUAUAUUUCAUGUAUGAUAAAUAUGCAUGGCAAGACUAGACACAAAUGGUAGCACCUAUGGUGCCUACAGAUGUUAAAGAAUGUGCGAAUCCUUCCAGUGAUUCUCCUUGUAUUAUGCUCCGAGAGCACGGUUAUUUAUACACGUAUGCAUUAAAUGCAUCUUUUGACUAGAAUAUCAAACUGCAUAACGUAGCAUCUAUUACUAUGUGUUUCUGAAGGGUAUUUCCAACGUAUUUAUGCCUGUAUUUUGUUGUAUGGCUUAAUUAUACACAUUUGUGUUAAACACAUUCAUAAGUUGUGAAUUUUGGCACCGUCUCCUGGUAGAUAUUUGCAGAUAAGUAUUCGUACUUUGCAAAGAUAAAAGAAUGAGAUAUUGAGAUUUCUAACGUUAGAAGGAAAUGAGCUCGUGGGUCAAUGUAUAACUACAAUGUACUUGUAAUGAGUGCAAUGUCAAAUGUGAGGAACUGUACCAAAUUACGUAUAACGUUACACAGGUAAAGUUUCUACGUGAGAGCUUUUGUACUGUGGCAAGUAUUAAAUCUAUA